GUUGAGGAACAGAUAAAGGACCACAAACAAUAUGUCUUGGAAUCUUCCGAAAAAAUGGAUAAAGCGGAGAGUCAGAUACUUCUUCAGUUCUCUUACGCAACUGUAGCACCUCCCACCCAGCGCUCCUCCUUCUGCGGUUAUAACAGACACCUUUUGGAGAAAAGGUUCUAAAGCUUGUUCUUUAUAAUGCAGCUUCGUCUACUCGAGAACGAGAAAAAGGCAAAGGAGAGUCACAUUGCUACCAUAGAAGCAGUUCUCGAGAACAGUAAUGAGGAACUAGGUAAUUAAAUAGUAGUAGUGACAAAACAAAACACGUUUUCGUGAAGGGAUACCAUGGCUGGCUGCUGGAAAGCCGUAUUUGACAAAUUAUAACCCUUGUUGGGAGAUAAAAUUCUGUACAUUUUAUUACACAAUCUUUUCAAGACACGGUGAAGAAGCAGGAAAGUGUCAUCACAUCACAGCAGGUUCAAAUACAGAAUACAGAAGAAAUGCUACGUUUGAACGCGGUGAGAAACAAUUUAUUGCUGACAUUGGAGAAGACGGUUUGAUCUUAAUAUUUUAAAAGGUCUCGGAAAUAAAAUGUUUUACGCAAAUUCUUUAGGAGGAAUGCAAACCAAAAGAAGACGAGAGGAAAGCGAUGCAAUCACAACUCGAAGAUUCCCAGCAGCUGAAUCAAACGUUAAAGGAUAGCGUUCUUGAGAUGAAAAAGGAGCAAAGAUUAGUAUUAGAUGAGUUGGAGACACAGCCUUCUUCGUUGAUAGAAGAAAAACAAACAUUGGAGUGGAGGAAAGACAAGGUGUAA
Messenger RNA from Porites lobata, 802 nucleotides. The record is from the annotation of a GenBank genome assembly. Lineage: Eukaryota; Metazoa; Cnidaria; Anthozoa; Scleractinia; Poritidae.